This is a messenger RNA of Anoplopoma fimbria (sablefish), 3066 nucleotides long. Its product is annotated as transmembrane protein 26-like. The coding region runs from base 92 to 1063 and encodes 323 amino acids. The transcript is spliced from 6 exons. Lineage: Eukaryota; Metazoa; Chordata; Actinopteri; Perciformes; Anoplopomatidae. The record is from RefSeq and is a predicted model, not a curated record.
UGAGGCAGCAUCCACCGGCUUUUUCUAGGAUCUUUACUUUCAGGAAUAACUGGAAGAGUUUUUGGGGUGCACGAUACUUACCUUCAACAAGAUGUGCCUGUUCAAGUUUUUAUGUGCGAUUACAACCAGAGUGUUAUUUCUCCUGGUCUCUCUGACCAGCGUCUGGAGGGUGACAUCUGUGAAGAAGGAUCACAACUACUGGUUCCUCACUUUCCUCUUUCUGCCGCUUCUCGUUGAAAUGAUAAUUACGCUCAAGGGUCGAAGGGGACAAGAUUAUAAAUGGUUUUCUCCUCCAAUCUUUCUGUUUCUCAUCAGUAUCAUUCCCUCCAUCUGGAUCCUGGAGCUCCACCACCACCAGCAGGAGAACGCCAGCACUCUUCAGUGCAAAAAUCUGGACUGGGAUAAUUUGCUUAAAGUGAUUCAUCGAAACGAGACCCUGAGAAACCACACAUACCAGGACUACCUGAAGAAUUUUAACCAGGUGUUAACGACCGUCUGUUCCAAUCACUGGAUCCUGGGUCUUCAUCAGGUCCUGCUCAUCCUCCUCAUCGUGGGAAAGUGGCUCCUCCCGCUGGGAGGCGGAGUCACGCGCAAUGAGCUGUCGCAGCUUCUCCUCAUUUUUGUUGGCACUGCGGCAGACAUCCUGGAAUUUACUACUGAGACGCUGUCGGAUGUCAAUGUCUUUUCCAGAGAGAACAGUCCUGAGCUGAUCUACAUCAUCUUAGGUGUAUGGACUUGGAGCAUGCUGCAGUUCCCCCUACAUAUGGCUGUGGUGAACUCCAAGCCAGACAGUGAGGGUGAGCAGGGGACCCAGGAGGUGUCCAUCUUGUUUGAGUACAGCACGGACAUAUGGAGCAUCGUGGAGGCCUUGUUCAUCCAAGACGGGCCUUUCCUGGUGGUCAGACUCACUGUCAUGACCUUCUACAGCAUCGUCCACCAGAUGCUGAUGUUCUUCGCCAUCAAGAACUUCCUGGUGGUCAUACUGAACUUGUACAGGUUAACUGUUAUUUGCCAGAACUCCCGCAGCAGAGCCAGCCGGGGCAGCGCCAUUCCAUGUGUUUGACGAGACAUCUCACUGGGGGAAUCAGUGAGACGUAAAGAUUUUACACUUACAAUUGAACGGUUACAUCAGACUGGUAAGAACUGCAACUGGAGAAAGAAGAGAAGGCAAUGCUUGCUUUCUGUUUUAUUCUCACAAUGUAAUUAACUCUGUGGGGUCAAUUAACGUUGUUGUGAACAAAAAACUGUGAACAACCAUUUUCUUAGACUUGCAAGGUGAUAAAGUUGCCAAGUUGUCAUUGCGCCCUUGACUGCUCAGCAUCUGACUUAGCAGCUUAUGUUUAACCUCAGUGACAUUUCAGUCCCUCUGGAGCUAAACUCUGUGAAAACACUACAGUUUAUUCAGUACUUAAAUGUGACUAUGUGUGCAUGAACAUGCUGGGCUACAAUCUGGUUUUAGUUUUGUAUAAAAAAAGGCUUUAUUGUUCAGAUUGUGACUGGAAUGACAUUAAAAUUAUAGACAUCAGACAAACAGCAUGGAGGGCACACAGAGGAAAAGAAGGGAGCAAAGCAAAACAGAAAAAAAAAAUCAAGUCAAGUAUGUUUUAUUUAAUAUAUAAAGCCCAUUAACACAGAUCAGAAAUUUGUCUCAGGGGGGCUUUAAAAUCAGUACAGUAUACGAAACCCUUUAUUCUUUUCAACCCUUGCUUCAGAUAAGCAAGUACAAAAAUGAUAAAACGGUGUGUAUAUCACAUUAUUUAGCAUUUCAGCACAAUAACAUAAACAAAUGUUGUCCCAAAGCACCACCAGUGCCAGCACCUACAGUGAGUGAAGCCAGGCUACUGUUUUAGGUAAGGACUGGACAGAUUUCAGAUUUCAGUUGUUGAGCGGAAGUGAGCACAGGCACAACAGGAAGAGAGGAAGUUAGAGAGAUUUACUGGAUGACACAAAGGCAUAAAGUGUUGACUAAAGCUGAGAUUGAGGGAGAGUAAUGUCCUUGUCUAAACCCAGACAGGAAGUCAGAGCUGAUUGUGAAAACAUUCAAUGGUAGUUAGCGGUUUGAUAAAGCCCCCUUAUCAGAGCUGGAUAGGAAAGGCCAUGAAUUCUUAUUCUUUAUUUUUUACAUCUUGGAUAAUUGCCCAAGUAUUUACAAGUCAAGAAGUCAUCAAAUUUAUUAUCUCAAAGUUAUUCUAUUUUCUACUGUUACUGUUGGCCAACUUUGGCUGAGGGUUGUAUCUCUGUGAACUGCAAGAAACUGAAAAACGCCUUAAAAAAAGAAACUCUUAAAAUUGCACUCAAGUAAUCAACUCAGAUGGAGUUGUUGGUGCUUCAUGCCCUUUAAAGCUAUCAUUUACUGUAGGCUCUAUAAUGCCAAAGAAUCCGUAUUAUUACUCCCUGGUUUAUGUGAACACAACCUUGGCACAAACUGUGCAUUUUGACUCGUAUCAUUUUUUUUAUCAAGUUAUCUUUUGUAUUUUUUGUCCCCAAAAUAGUAUCAUAUCCAAUGUUGUCAUUCAGUUAUUUUUACCAUCUUAUAGUCAUUGUUAUAUGCAAAUGUAUUGCACUUCUCACCUGACACCUAAAACAAGAGUUCACCUCACAGUAACUACUCUUAAUAUUUAAAAUAAAUAUAUCGACCUUAAAAACCAACUGACAUUCUGCUGAUUGUAUCGUUUACAUCUACAAACACAGACUACUGUCUCCCCAUGGUGGACAUCAGAGAAUUAACACCCACUUUCUUUUUCUUGAAACCAUGACUGACUCUGUGCUCUCACACAGUUUUUGUUUCAGACAUUGUAUCAGUUUUAUUUAAAUUUAAAAGUGCUUAAAGCUUAUUAGAAAAUGUCACCUAUAUCCCAGUGAAAUCACAAAGGCUGCUGUCAAAGUGCCAUGAGAGUUGUUCUGUUAUUUACAGUUAUGAGGCGCAACAGAUUGACUCCAGGUGUUUAACACUCUGCCAAAAGAUUUUCCCUCAUUUGGUGUUUUGAUGGUGGUGUUAAAACACCAAAAUCUAUUAUAGUCAUUGUUAUAUGCAAAUGUACUUGUUCUGAAACAGCCCUAAUAAAA